Messenger RNA from Calliphora vicina (urban bluebottle blowfly), 1976 nucleotides. RefSeq names its product Sex combs reduced (gene Scr). The record is from RefSeq and is a predicted model, not a curated record. The coding region runs from base 55 to 1227 and encodes 390 amino acids. The transcript has 2 exons. NCBI's taxonomy places the organism in Eukaryota, Metazoa, Arthropoda, Insecta, Diptera, Calliphoridae. Gene Ontology annotation, cellular component: nucleoplasm; nucleus. Gene Ontology annotation, biological process: anterior/posterior pattern specification; positive regulation of transcription by RNA polymerase II. Gene Ontology annotation, molecular function: RNA polymerase II cis-regulatory region sequence-specific DNA binding; DNA-binding transcription factor activity, RNA polymerase II-specific.
AACCUUGAGGCUAAUCCUUUAGCCCAAUUAAAUAUUAUCAAAAUACCGGCCAUCAUGGAUCCAGAUUGUUUCGCCAUGUCCUCGUAUCAAUUUGUCAACUCUCUGGCAUCAUGCUAUCCCCAACAAAUGAAUGCACAACAAAAUCAUCCGGGCAAUCCCAGUGGCACCGCUAAUACACCCAACAGUAAUGGUGGACCGGGAGCGGGUAGUACGGGUAGUGCUAAUUCAGGCGCUGCCACUCCCGGCAAUGAUUAUUUUCCUGCUGCCGCUGCUUAUGCACCCAAUUUGUAUCCAAACACACCUCAGGCUCAUUAUGCUAAUCAGGCUGCUUACAGUUUAGGGGCAGGAGGCGGCGGUACAGCUGGCCAAACAAAUCCACCCGAAAUGGUGGACUAUACUCAACUACAGCCACAACGUCUCCUCAUGCAACAACAACAACAGCAGCAGCAACACAAUGCUCAUGCGUCAGCGGCGGCACAACAUGCAGUUAGUCAACAGCAGCAGCAACAACAGCAGUUAGGACAACAACACCCGCAACAGCAACAAUCAAAUAUCAAUUGUAAAUACGCCAAUGAUCCCUCAACACCUACCGGCAACAACAACACCACCAGCAAUAACAACAACAACAAUCAAUCAUUGGCCAGUCCCCAAGAUCUAUCCACCCGAGAUAUUUCCCCCAAACUAUCGCCAUCGUCGGUGGUGGAGAGUGUGGCCCGUUCACUGAACAAGGGCGUGUUGGGUGUGAAUCUGAAUAACAAUCAUGCGAAUAGUGUGAAUGUGCCGAUGCACAGUCCCGGCGAGGGCGAUUCCGAUUCGGAGAGUGAUAGUGGCAAUGAGGCGGGCAGUAGUCAAAACAGUGGUGGCAAGAAAAAUCCACCUCAGAUAUAUCCCUGGAUGAAGAGAGUACAUCUUGGUCAAAGUACUGUUAAUGCCAAUGGUGAAACGAAACGACAACGGACCUCAUAUACCCGCUAUCAAACACUAGAACUCGAGAAAGAAUUCCAUUUCAAUCGUUACCUGACCCGCCGAAGACGCAUCGAAAUCGCUCAUGCUCUCUGCUUAACCGAACGUCAAAUCAAGAUUUGGUUCCAAAACAGACGCAUGAAAUGGAAAAAGGAACACAAAAUGGCCUCCAUGAACAUAGUGCCCUAUCAUAUGGGUCCCUACGGCCAUCCCUACCAUCAAUUCGAUAUUCAUCCGUCACAGUUUGCCCAUUUGAGCGCAUAGGACGCGUGGCACUUUUCGGGUACUGGUUAGAGGCUCAAUCAGUUGUAUCAGGAACCAUAUCAGGCGGCGGCAGCAGCAAGUGUAGCCGGCGGUUAUCAAACACAAAACUCCCAAGAUUUGGUGGGCGGUAGUGGCGGCGCAGGUGCUAAUAGUGCAGCGAGUGGUGUUGUUGGUGGCACAAAUGCACUAUUUGCCUCUGCUGCGGCCGUGGCGUCGUCGACGACGUCAGCUACCGAUUGUGUUAAAUAUCCGCAAGAAUUCUGAUCUCAAGUUAUCAUUGGACCGCAACAGAGACUAAUGUCAUCAUCGUCGGCCUCAGCAUCAGGUUUGUCCUUAUCCGAUAAUCUGGCUGUAGAAGAUGAUGAAAAUUAUCAUUCUCAAAAUAAUCAUAAUCACCAACAACAUCCUCAACAUCAUCAUCAUCUACUACCUCAGAAUCAUCAGCUCUGUAAGCAGGAGUUUGAUACAAAUUCACUUUUAAAUGACACUGCCUGCGAUACACGAAAUGAUACUGAGAUCAGUAACGAUAACGACUUGUACUGCUGCUAAAAAAUAAAACGCUAAUCUAUGACAUCAGCCGCUGUUGUUUGUUUGAAGAAGAACAAAACAAAAAACACUCAAAAAACAAAGAUGUGAUCAAAAUGAUAUCAAAAUAUAUAGAAAAUUAUGAAGUUCCGAAUACAACUGAUUUGAGCUAAGCUACAAGAAAAAGAAACGAACUUUUUUCCUAAAAAAUAAAAGUGUACAAA